AAAAAUUAUUGGAAACAAAAACAUUAAUAUUAUAAAUUAUGACAGACACCACAAAUGACUAUUUUUAUUCUCCUUUCAGAUCUCAGACUACUAAUUCUAAAGAUUGGGAUUAUAAAAUGACAUAUUGGAUUACUAAAAUUAAAGAUAUUUAUUCUAAAUCUAAUGAUAUAUUUAUAAAUUUUAAUAAAUUAAGUGAAAAAUUGUGUUAUAAGGGCCGUCUUCCUUAUGGAAUUAAUGAAAUUUAUCUCGAAUUAAUUAAAAAAGAAAUAAUUAUUCCCUUAAAUGAAAUAAACUCUGAGACCUCUAAUUACAAUUCUUGGUUUGAUUGGAGCACACAAAUGAUUAAAUAUCCUUUAUCCUAUAUUAAUUCAUAUAUCAAAAUACCCUUUAUAAAUGAUUCAUUUGAUAAAAGUCAAAUAAUAAAGGAUCAAUAUAUAUACAAAGAUAAUUUAGAAAGAUUUGCUAAUGAAAUAUAUGAUACUUGUAAACAUAAAUUAGUAAAUCAACAAAUAGAUAGUCAUUCCUUUUAUACUUUAAAACAAGUAAAAGAAGCUUGUGGAGAAUCAAUUGUGGAUAUAGAAUCAUUAUUAAUAGCAUUAAAAUUUUUAAGUCAUAAAGGAUUAAUAUCAAUAGAAUCUACAGCUGAUAGUUUUAAUGAAAAUAUAUUAGUAAAAUUUACUCAAUAUUAUAAAGAAUAUGAGAAGCCUAUUAUAUCUCCUGAACUUGAUGUAAAUAUUGUAAGGUUGAAAAGGGUGGAUAAAAUAUUAGAAAAUGAUAUAGAUAAAUUAACAAUAGCUAUUGAUAAGUGUAUCAUAAAUGCCAAACAACAUUUGACCAUAAAUGAAAGAAAUAAAGCAAAAUCCUAUUUAAAACGUAAAAUUUUGUUUGAAAAUCAAUUAAAAAAGAAAGAAGCAGCCCUUGACAAUAUUAGGGAACUUUUAGAUCAAAUUGUACAAGUCCAGUCCAAUAAAAUGGUUUACGAUGCAUACAAAUCUGGAAUUUAUGCUUAUAAAAGUGUGGUUGCUAAAUCUAACAUUGACACCAGUAAGCUUAAUGCUACGAUGGAUGAAAUACAAGAAGUUGUGGAUAUCCAAAAUGAAAUAGAUAAGGCUCUAUCUACUCAAAUUGAUGUGGACUUCAAAUUGUAUCCUUCUCUAGAUAACACAGCAUAUGAUAAUUUCUUGAUGGCCGAGCUAGAGCAAGAAUUGAAUGAAUUGAUAAAAGAAAGUGAACAAGAUAGUGACAAAAAUGAAAUUCCAACUAAUUUAUAUCCCAAAAUUCCCACUAUUGUUUCUAAAGCUGAAAAUAUUACUAAAUUUAAGGCAGAUGAAAAUGAAAUUGCUUAUCAAAAUUUAUUGGAUGAUUCUAUUUUGGAAGAUCUUUUGCCUGAUAUUCCCAGCUUUGAGCCUUCAUUAAUCACCCAGAAAUUAUUCAAAAAGAAGAUUCUUGAAUAAUAUUAUAAUAUUUAUCCCAAUGACAAUAAAUUUAAUAUGAUUUUUUUAAUAAAUAAAUGGUAAUUUAUACAUCAUAUCUAAAUAUUGUAACCACAUGUAUAUAGUAUGGUAUGGAUUAUUAAAAAUUAUACCUAAAGAUCAU
Gordionus sp. m RMFG-2023 is the source of this 1596-nucleotide messenger RNA. Its product is annotated as charged multivesicular body protein 7-like. Gene Ontology annotation, cellular component: multivesicular body. The record is from RefSeq and is a predicted model, not a curated record. The transcript is spliced from 10 exons. Gene Ontology annotation, biological process: late endosome to vacuole transport via multivesicular body sorting pathway; vesicle budding from membrane. Lineage: Eukaryota; Metazoa; Nematomorpha; Gordioida; Chordodea; Parachordodidae. Bases 39 to 1454 code for a protein of 471 amino acids.